Messenger RNA from Emericellopsis cladophorae, 1353 nucleotides. RefSeq lists its product as uncharacterized. Bases 1 to 1353 code for a protein of 450 amino acids. The record is from RefSeq and is a predicted model, not a curated record. The transcript has a single exon. NCBI's taxonomy places the organism in Eukaryota, Fungi, Ascomycota, Sordariomycetes, Hypocreales, Bionectriaceae.
AUGCGUUACACACCUCUUCUCGCCUUUGGCCUCGGCCAGGUCGCUCUGGCCCAGAACUCCACCUUCACCUGGAGCUCGACCACCUCGUCCGGUGCGAACCCGACCGAGACCGCUCUCGUCCCCGGCUUCCCCGAGCAGCUGGGUGACUUCCGCUUCUUCGGAUGCCUGGCCUCGUCCGAGAACUUCCCCACGUUCGAGCUCAUCGCCUCCAGCGACGAGAUGAGCCUUGAUGUCUGCGCCGCCAGCUGCCCCGGCCGCUUUAUGGGCGUCUACAAUACCGACUGCUACUGCGGUGACGAGGUCAACAGCGACGACACCCAGCGCGUCGCCAACUCGCAGUGCGACGUCGCCUGCCCCGGCAAUGAGCUCGAGGCCUGCGGUGGCCUUGCCGGCGCCGGCGCCGUCGCCCGUCGCCAGUCUGUGCCCCUGUCCGUCCUGCUCUCCGUCUACAUCCGCUUCCGCGACUCUGCCGUCACCAGCGGCGCUGUCCCCACCGGCACCAUGACCGCGGCCCCCACCGGUACCAGCACCAUCACCGAGACCAUCACCGACACGCUCACCAUCACCUCCUGCGCCCCCGAGGUGACCGACUGCCCCAUCGGCCAAGUCACCACGACAACAUACACCACCGAGUACUGCCCCGAGCCCACCUCCAAGGCCAAGGUCUGGCACGAGAAGGUCCUGAUCUGCUACGGUGACUACUGCGCUCCCCAGCUGGCCUGCACCGACUGCGCCAAGCACCGCGUCGUCUGCGAGGGUGACGUCUGCCACCCCGAGGUCUGCACCGACGACGAGUACUACAAGAAGGUCGUCUGCCACGGUGACGAUUGUGUCUACCCCACUUGCGAGGGCGAUGAUUGCCUCAAGAAGGUCGUCUGCUACGGCGACCACUGCAUCCCCGCCAAGUGCUACGGUGACGAGUGCGAGAAGAACCUGGUCUGCCACGGCGACGAGUGCCUCCACGAGACCUGCCAGGGCGAGCACUGCUACGAGAAGUACGAGUGCAAGGGUGACGACUGCAAGGUUGUGCCCGCCUGUGUCGGCGAGCACUGCCCUACCCCCGCGCCCCCUGCCCGCAAGCCCACCCACGCCGAUCCCGUGUGCUACGGUGCCCACUGCCCUGCUGUCGUCCCCACGGCCCCUCCCGCCAAGGGCGACAACGCCGGCCAGGUCAAGUGCGUUGGUGAGCACUGCGACAACUACGGCCAGGACAAGUGCGUCGGUGAGCACUGCGACAACUACGGCGAGAACAAGUGCGUUGGUGCGCACUGCGACAUCCCCGUCGCCGGCUCUGGCAAGGUCCUGCCCGCCCUGGGCAUGGGUGCCAUCGCUGGCAUGGCCUUCCUCCUGUAA